AUGUACUUGAACCUAGCUUUUCGUACCCAUUUUACAAACAUGACGUCAGGACCCUAUAAUUAUUCUUAUAUCUUUAAAUAUAUUAUCAUUGGUGACAUGGGUGUAGGAAAGUCAUGUCUUUUACAUCAAUUUACAGAAAAGAAAUUUAUGGCAGACUGUCCUCAUACUAUUGGUGUUGAGUUUGGAACUAGAAUAAUUGAGGUAGCUGGACAAAAAAUUAAGCUUCAGAUAUGGGAUACAGCAGGACAGGAGAGGUUUAGAGCAGUCACACGCUCUUAUUACAGAGGAGCCGCAGGCGCCCUUAUGGUUUAUGAUAUAACACGAAGGUCUACUUAUAACCAUUUAAGCAGUUGGUUAACAGACACUCGCAAUCUAACUAAUCCUAGUACUGUGAUAUUUUUGAUUGGAAAUAAAUCAGAUUUAGACGGUCAACGAGAUGUUACAUAUGAGGAGGCUAAACAGUUUGCUGACGAAAAUGGUUUAAUGUUUGUAGAAGCUAGUGCAAAAACGGGACAGAAUGUAGAAGAAGCUUUUUUGGAAACAGCCAAGAAAAUAUAUCAAAGUAUUCAAGAUGGUCGCUUGGAUUUGAAUGCAGCAGAGUCUGGAGUGCAACACAAACCUGCUUCUCCGGGUCGCCCUCUGGCAGCUCCACCGGCCGCGCGUGAUAAUUGUGCUUGUUAA
Leptosia nina is the source of this 681-nucleotide messenger RNA. The record is from the annotation of a GenBank genome assembly. NCBI's taxonomy places the organism in Eukaryota, Metazoa, Arthropoda, Insecta, Lepidoptera, Pieridae.